This is a messenger RNA of Pelagomonas calceolata, 1626 nucleotides long. The record is from the annotation of a GenBank genome assembly. Lineage: Eukaryota; Pelagophyceae; Pelagomonadales; Pelagomonadaceae.
AGCAAAACAGGUUUUUUUUUUGCAGCGUGUAGUCCCUGUGGUCGCGCUGACCGUGCUACGUUACUAAUAUACUGCCUGGAGUGUCGCUUGUCUCAAAACACUAGCGCCUCGCAUCGCUCGGUGCGCCAGGGCCCGUAACAGGGCCGUCGCCGCCUCAGCCCAAAGCGCCAGCGAGCGCCGCGCGCCCUCUUAAACACAAAAAAACAACAGCCAAUAAGAUGUACUGCGCCAUCUCCGGCGAGGUCCCCCAGCAACCCGUCGUGAGCCGGAAGACCGGCCACCUGUUCGAGAGACGUUUAAUCGAAAAGGCACUCCAAGCGUCUGAGAACCGGUGCCCCGUGACCGGAGAAGAAUUAAAACCGGAAGACCUGCUCCCGGUCGCCUGCGACCUGGCCCAGAGGCCAAGACCGCUCUCGGCCACAUCUUUACCAGCUAUGCUCGCGAUGUUCCAGAACGAGUGGGACGACUUGGUCGUCGAAAGCCACGCGACACGAAAGCAAUUGCACGCGACGCGGCGAGAACUCUCCCACGCUUUAUACCAGCACGACGCCGCUUGUAGAGUCAUAGCGAGAUUAACGAAAGAGCGUGAUGAUGCAUUGGCACUGGCUAGAUCAGGUCAAGGAGUAGUAGUCACGCAGCAGGUCGACCAGGCCGCCUUGGAGCAGGCCUACGCUUGUCUGCAAGACUACUGGAAGGCGACGUCGAAGACGCGAAAGAAGAGAAAAGCUCCCGCGCAAUUGGCAUCCGCAUCUCAAAUCAAGACCUGGUCUCCGCAAAAGCCCGCCAAGGUCCUCGGAAGCGCGUCGGGUCUGGCCCACGACGUCAAGUCCGGCUCCACAUUAGUCUGGGGCCCGCAGGGCAUUGCCUACUGCUCUUCGGCGAAAAAACCUUUGGUCGUGGACAAACCGACCUCAGGCGCCUGCUUCCUGCCCCAAGGGUUACUAACGUGUGGUGACAACAUCACUAUUUAUUCAUCAAGUAUGGAGGAGCAAGGGACCAUUCAAGGCACGUACCAAAGUGUCGACGCGCACAACACCGGUAAAUAUGCCGUGGCCCUCAAAGCUACGGGUGCCUGGUCCCUGAUCUCGUUGGAAGCCAAAACGGUACUGGCUGAAAGUUCGGUCGACCCCGGAGACGCGGCGACCUCUUCCAUCAAAUUUCACCCUGAUGGGAUGAUCGUGGCUGCUGCAAUUUCGACGAAUGGUGCUCACAGAGUGAAAGUCUGGGAGGUGAAGGACCAGAAGCCCGUGCACGCCUUCGACGGGCACUCGGCACCCAUAUCAUCUGUCGCUUUCUCGGAGAACGGCUACCACCUCGCGUCGUGUGACGAAGGGGGUACGGUGAAGCUCUGGGACCUGCGGAAGCUCAAAGAACUGAAAAGCUUCCAGGUUGACGGUGCGGGUGCUUCCGUGGCGUUCGAUUCUUCGGGCAAGUACUUAGUCGUGAGUACCACUACUAAUGUGGUCGUGCGCGAGGUCAAGCCCUGGUCUGACCUAGUGUCGGUCGAAACGAGUUCAAUUGGUGCGUGCUUCCUCACGGACGCGCAGGGCGUCGUGGCCGUGGACGGGGGCGGCGGGCUGGUAUCGAUCGGCAAGUAGGUCUGGGGGAUCUAAGACACACACCAUU